Messenger RNA from Mesitornis unicolor (brown roatelo), 630 nucleotides. Its product is annotated as homeobox protein PKNOX1-like. The transcript is spliced from 4 exons. Gene Ontology annotation, molecular function: DNA-binding transcription factor activity, RNA polymerase II-specific; RNA polymerase II cis-regulatory region sequence-specific DNA binding. Gene Ontology annotation, biological process: angiogenesis; regulation of transcription by RNA polymerase II. Lineage: Eukaryota; Metazoa; Chordata; Aves; Mesitornithiformes; Mesitornithidae. Bases 1 to 630 code for a protein of 209 amino acids. The record is from RefSeq and is a predicted model, not a curated record.
AUGUUAACUGCCUUAUUUCUUCUAAAAUUGUAUGCGCAGCUUCAGUUGCAAUUAAACCAAGAUCUAGGCAUCUUGCAUCAAGAUGAUGGCUCAUCAAAAAAUAAAAGAGGAGUUCUUCCCAAGCACGCUACAAAUGUGAUGAGAUCUUGGCUUUUUCAGCACAUAGGGCAUCCGUAUCCAACAGAGGAUGAGAAGAAACAGAUUGCAGCACAAACAAAUCUGACACUACUCCAGGUUAACAAUUGGUUUAUCAAUGCUAGAAGGCGAAUUCUUCAGCCAAUGCUGGAUUCCAGUUGUUCCGAAACUCCAAAAACAAAGAAGAAAACAGCUCAGAACCGACCGGUUCAGAGGUUCUGGCCUGACUCCAUUGCCUCAGGAGUUGCUCAGCAGCAAUCUAAUGAGCUCACAAUGUCAGAUGGUGCUGUCGUAACAAUUACAGCUCCAGUCAACAUGAAUGUAGACAGUCUCCAGUCUUUGUCAUCCGAUGGUGCUACUUUGGCUGUUCAGCAAGUUAUGAUGGCAGGGCAAAGUGAGGAUGAAUCUGUAGACAGCGGUGAAGAUGAUGGAGGAGAUCUCUCGACAACAAAUAUCAGUGGGCUGGUCUUGGAUAACAGCGAUUCUCUGCAGUAG